AUGACAUUUCAAUUCGAUUUGAUGUAUAAAACCAUGUAUGUGGGAGUCGGCUUAGCUUUUAUCGUUUUCUUCCCUUUACCAAGAAUAAUAAGAAAGCCUUUAGUAAGAGGAUUGGAGAAAAUAUUCAACAACUCAAUCUUUUCCAAGGUUUUAUAUUCAAUUUUAAGUUGGACACUAUUUUUAUUUGUGAGUGCUGUCAGUGAGAAUCUUGACUUGGGCAAGGAGCUUGUUGGAUAGAAGGCUUAAAGAGAUUCAUAUGCUUCAGGCACCUCUCAAUAUGAGUUGGAAAAGACCGUGAAUUAAACAAGAAUGAAGAUGUUUUAUUCUUAAAGAAAUAUUUAUUUGACUCUAUUCAAUCUUAUCAUUUUCGGAGCUAUAUUUACUUAUUUGAAGAGUUUGGUGAAGUAUGAUGAACAAUUGGAUAAGGAGGACAAACUUAAGAAAUAAAUAAAUGUUCCAAAAGGAGCUGUAGGAAAUGUAAAAUAAUGA
Messenger RNA from Paramecium tetraurelia, 489 nucleotides. RefSeq lists its product as uncharacterized. NCBI's taxonomy places the organism in Eukaryota, Ciliophora, Oligohymenophorea, Peniculida, Parameciidae. The record is from RefSeq and is a predicted model, not a curated record. Gene Ontology annotation, cellular component: endoplasmic reticulum; endoplasmic reticulum membrane. The transcript has a single exon. Gene Ontology annotation, biological process: intracellular protein transport; endoplasmic reticulum to Golgi vesicle-mediated transport.